CCUCGCAUUGAGCCAGCCUCCUGAUAUUUCCACAUAUCCCCGUGCGGCCGGGGGCGCUCGUGCGCCACCACAAGGAAGGGACAGGAAGGCCAUGGGCUUCCAGGUAGCAGUCGUCGCACCAUCGCCGUGCGCGCGCUGCUACGCGGCGUCGUCGCCGUCGCCGUCGACGUCUUCGCGGCCACUGCCCGCCUUCCUCGGCGGCGGCAGCGCCGGGCUCGUGAGAUCCGGGUCACCCGUUAAUUGGGGAGGCGGUGUAGCGGUGCGGUGGUGCCCGAUGCGGACGCCCGCGAGGUGCGCUCUGAGCGCCAGCUUGGAUGGCAUGGGAGGAGGAGAUGCGGAGUUCUUGAGGAGGGUCGAGGAGCUCGCAGCGGCGGCGGGGGUGCAGACGGCGGGUGCCGCGGGGUGCGAGUGGCCCGCGAGCGUGGAGCGGAGCGCGAGCAGCGUCGGGAUGCCGCUGUCGCUGCGGAUGCUAAAGCGGAAGAAGCAGCAACAGCAGCAGCAGCGGCAGGUGGCGCGGCAGUCACGGUGGGACGAGCGGCUGCUGGGCUCCGCCGGUGAGUCGGUGGGCCGUGCCUUCUCGUGGAUGGUGUUCAUCGUGCGGGAGCUGCAGAGCUUCGCGCUGCAGCAGAUGCGCGACGCGCUGCUCUUCGACGACCUGCAGGGCGUCCUGGCGCGCGUGCAGGGCGAGAUGCACGCCUCCUUCGUGUGGCUCUUCCAGCACAUCUUCGCCGGCACACCGACGCUCAUGGUCUCCCUCAUGCUUCUCCUCGCCAACUUCACCGUCCACUCGAUGGGCAACAGUGUCGCCGCCGCCGCAGCCACAAUCCAGCCUCCUCCGCCCGCCGUCGCGGUGGUCGACACCCAGCACGCGGAACCAUCCGGCCCGCGGUUCGACGCGGCUUCGGUGAAGACGUUCUCCUUUGGCCGGACGGCCUCGGUCGGCGGGAGCAGCGGCGGUGGCGGCAAGGUGCGGCCCGUCUCCGGCCCCACCGGCGACGGCCGUUCCGAUGAGUUCCUCUAUCGGCUAAGCCGCGUGGCACCGCAGGAACCGUCGACGCCGGCGGGGACGGGCGCAGGAGAUGUCGUGCCCGACGCUGCGGACGCGGACGAGCAGGCCAUUUGGGAAAUGAUGGUCGCGGGGGCCUCGAGAAUGCAGGCCAGCGCGCGCGCCGAGGAGCUGAGCGACCCGGACGUGUUGGGAAGCCUCGUCGCGCCGGUGGAGGCGGAGCUGGAGACGGAGGACCACGCCGAGCACGCGCGGACGCAGCAGCGGUACAAGCAGGCUGUGGACGUUGAGCCGAACAACUCGCUCAUCCUCGCCAACUUCGCGCAGUUCCUCUACCUUGUGCAGAACGAUCACGACCGGGCGGAGCACUACUUCGAGAGGGCGGUGCGCGCGGAGCCAGCGGACGCGGAGGCGCUGAGCCGGUACGCGACCUUCCUGUGGAAGGCGCGGAACGACCUCGCCGGCGCGGAGGACACCUACCAGGAGGCCAUCGCGGCCGACCCCGGCAACUCGCACCAUGCCGCCGCCUACGCGCACUUCCUCUGGAACACCGGAGCAUGCGCGGGGGCGGCCACGCGGCGAGACGCCUAGACCACUACACCACGGCACGGGCGGUGGAGUGGAGCUGACACAUGAGAUCGUCCCUUAGGCUGAUUAGAACGUGGGCAGUGGAGUGAGUUGUGAUCCAGGAGGACAUGGCGCUUCUUCCUUUCCGGGAAACCGGCAAUUGUAGCUUUUGGCCGGGAACGGGUUGACGGGCAUCUUGGAUGCCGACGAGCUUGUCGGGGCCAACCGGCGGCCGGGUGGCAUGGUAGGUUGUAGUAUUGGGGUAGCACAACGGCGUGGAGGGAGACGAGGUGGCAUGGAUCAUGGAUGAAUGUUCUAUUGAGUAGUGUAUAGUGGCAACUUGCAUCCUGUAAUUAUGCGAUAUGAAAAGGAAUAAGUCAGUGAAUAAGAUGACUGUGGUAAAUCCCGGUGCAAUCUGUCUCA
Phragmites australis (common reed) is the source of this 1996-nucleotide messenger RNA. RefSeq lists its product as uncharacterized. Lineage: Eukaryota; Viridiplantae; Streptophyta; Magnoliopsida; Poales; Poaceae. Gene Ontology annotation, molecular function: protein binding. The record is from RefSeq and is a predicted model, not a curated record. The coding region runs from base 92 to 1597 and encodes 501 amino acids. The transcript is spliced from 3 exons.